Molecule: messenger RNA, 1515 nt
Organism: Penicillium vulpinum
Lineage: Eukaryota; Fungi; Ascomycota; Eurotiomycetes; Eurotiales; Aspergillaceae
Product: F-box protein
Exons: 3
Coding region: 1-1515 (504 amino acids)
Molecular function (GO): protein binding
Source: RefSeq, a predicted model, not a curated record
AUGGCGAUCAUCGUCUUCUUCUUCGUUAAAGAGACUAAAGGGAAGAGACUUGAAGAGAAGGAAACUAUAUUCCACCGCAAGGCUGCAUUUGGUGUUGAUGCUCUCCGACGGGAGACUCUCGAUGCGGAUGAAUUCUACUGCCACCUUUGUGGUGUGAGCUUCAACAUCAUCUUUUGUUUAAAAUCCGGGGAACUGGACGUGCCUGAUGAUGAAAACACUCAAACCCAAUUUAACGAUAUAGACUCACUCGAUUUCACUGAUGAUGACGACAAGGCUAAAGAUCCUGAUUAUCCACUCCGAACUGAUUACGAGGACAGUGAUCCAUAUGAAUAUGACUCGGAUUACGAAUCAACCGGCGGUAUGAGCAUUGACGGAGAAGAUGCGCGUGACAACGACGACAGAGAAAAUAGCAGUACUGAUGCAAAGGAUCACCUCGAAGGUCAAAUGCACUGCAACUGGGUAUUGGAAACUUUUGAUCCGUACAGCGUCACGAGGGGAGAACUCGACCUGCGCGUUGGAUACUUUGAUAGUCCAAUGUCGGGCUACUCGGCCGAUACUAUCUCACCUGAAGAGGCAAGAGGCUGUCGCACCGCCCAGUUCCUGAUGCAUAAACCUUUUCCAAGGGAUCAAUGGCGAGCUGACGAGCUACAUGAGCCGUGGGAGAUCGAUGGGGAUUGGUCUUUAUCUGGGAUUUGUGAUGGAACGCCGUCGCGCGAUAUGAACAUACCGACAGUGUGGCCCGCGCGAAAUGGAAUAGAAGAAGUAGAGGCAGAUAAUGUGAAUUUCGGGCGAGAUGUUGCGCCGGAUGACAUAGCCAUGCCAUUCCAUCCGUGGUGCUUUGAUAUUCUCUGCCGGCAAUCCAAAGUCCAAUUUCAGCGCAUUAAUCUAUCAGGCCUCAUGACAUGGCGUAAUGCUGAGUUUGACUGGGAUUCCUUUGUUUCAUUUCCGCGAGCCAAAGAGGUUAAAAGCUCACAAGAGCAAUGGUGGUCCCAUGAGGAUGGUACCGAGUAUCUGGUGGCCAAUCCCCUUUACGUGCCUGGGUUACCAGAAAUCUUUCUCACUGCAGGAAAGGACGAAAGAUUGCCGCCCCCAUAUGCCUCAUUUAAUGAGAUUAAGUCGUCUCAACCCGUGACGAACCACGCUACCCAAUCUCACAAUUGCCAGGCCGACUUUCUCUCUUCUCUUCCCGUGGAAAUUCGUCUCAUGAUCAUCGACUAUUUAGGGUCUAUUGAUAUAGCUAGGCUAAGUAUUGCUUCUAGAGCAUUCACUGAACUGCCAAACAGUGUGUGGUACAGAUUAGUACGCAAAGAAAUGCCCUGGUUGUGGGAAGUCUGGGAGGAAUCUGAAUGCACACACAACUCUUUGCCCUGGACGAACCUCACAACAGCCGAUAUCAAGUCUAUAGUCAGAUCACGGAGUGAUUAUGCCCGGAUCUUGGCUGAAGAUUCUUACACAAAGUUUGAUGCUGAGAAAAUUGCUGAGUACCGAUUUCACUUGCCGGUUAUGCCGUACUAG